This is a messenger RNA of Aspergillus costaricaensis CBS 115574, 2047 nucleotides long. Its product is annotated as lipase. The coding region runs from base 87 to 1952 and encodes 621 amino acids. The transcript is spliced from 6 exons. The record is from RefSeq and is a predicted model, not a curated record. Lineage: Eukaryota; Fungi; Ascomycota; Eurotiomycetes; Eurotiales; Aspergillaceae.
AAGAGGCAAGACACCUUAUCUAACCACUUCGUUAACUUCCCAUCGUGGUCUGGGUGACACAGUGUCUAUUUCUCACCAAGCAAGCCAUGGCCACUCCUAAAAGUGGCUUCGUCAUAGGCGCACUCACGGUGGCCAUAGCACUUUUCGCCAUAUACCUCUCAUCAUUUACUGAUGUUCUUGUUGAAAAUAUCACUGGUUACUGCGGACUCGUCUUUCCGAAAACACCCGUCUCACUACCCAGAGUUUAUGACACUCAUCAUGGCAUCGAAUAUAUUGGCAGUCUGUCAAAUGAUGUAGAACAUUUCCAAAACAUCUUCUAUGCAGAGGAGCCAACUGGUCUCCGACGCUUCGCUCCUCCUGUUCCAGUCCGCCCGUCGAAAGGGUCCGUGAUCGAUGCAUCCCAGCCUGGAGCGUGGUGCCCCCAGGGCACAGGUGAUAUCCUGCCUUUCACGAGUAGAGUGUCAAACAUCAGCGAGAAUUGUCUAAGCUUGAGGGUUGCUCGCCCGACCGGUGUCAAAGAACAGGAUAGACUUCCUGUUGUGGUGUGGUUGCAUGGAGGUGGCCAUGCUCUGGGUUCUGCUUCUGACAUCCUUUACAACCCGGAAGGGCUGCUUCAGGGGGCCGUGGCGGCGGGGAAGCCGUUGAUAUAUGUCGGAAUAAACUACCGAUUAGGAUUCUUUGGAUUUGCGACCAGUAGGGCCAUGAUUGAGAAGAAGCAGACGAAUGCCGGACUGCGGGAUCAGCGCGCUGCAUUGGAAUGGGUUCGAGACAACAUCGAAGCAUUUGGGGGCGACCCCAGCAGAGUAACUGCCAUCGGGCAGAGCGUUGGGGCCAGUGACAUCGGCUUGCACUUGACAUCUUUCAAUGGCACCAAAGGUGUCCCAUUCCAACGAGCCAUCAUGAUGUCUGGAGCCCCGGGUCUCAACUUCAACAGUGACUCAACUUUGGUAUCAGAGAACACCGCAAACAUCGCGCGUGAGGUUGGUUGCGUUGCCACCAACGACGCCGAAUCCUCCGAGACCCUUGAAUGUCUUCGACGUAUCCCCUUCGAAACUCUAACAAAUCUCUCCGUUACGUCGUCACGUGCAGCUCGUCCCCCAUUCGGAGAAGGUUUCUUCUAUCCGACCAUUGAUGGCGACGUUCUCCCCGCCCGACCUUCUGAGCUCCUACGUGCGGGCAAGUUCGUCAAAGAUAUUCCUAUCAUUGCUUCGUGGGUCACCAACGAUGGAGCCUGGUAUGCCCCACCAACAACCUCCACCGACGAUGAAGUGCUUGCUAGCUUUGGACUAUGGUUGUCGAAGCUCUCCCCUGCCACAAAAGAAAGACUUCUAGCUUUAUAUCCGGUCACAGACUUCGCGCAUAUGGUCCGCGAAAGGUACGACGGCCCUAUAUCAUCCCAGUACUACCGCGCCGCGCAAAUGAAUCGCGAUAUCUGGUUCACCUGUCCAGUGCUUGAUUUUGCAUGGCAGUACGCUCAGAAAGGAUGGACCACCACAUCUAAAAUAUGGCUCUACGAGCAUAAUGCGACCAGAUACGCGCCAGUAUUCGAAAUGAUGGGCGUACCGAUGUGGCGCGUUGCUCAUCUCAGUGAUAUUCCCUAUGUCUUGAACAAUGCUAACCUGGAGGGUGGGGCUGAUAACUCCCCAGAACAAAUGGAGUUGGCACGGGAGGUGAGCAGACAGGUGAUUGGGUUUGCGCAUGAUGCGAGUCCGAGUGACACAUGGCCUGCUGCAUUCUCAGGGAUGAGUGAACAGGGACUUUCCAAGAAAUCUCCUGAUCAGCUGUCGAUUCAGGUUUUCGGGGGUGUUAUGGGCUCGGGGGCGAUCGGAGUCAGCAAAGACGCGGAUGCAGGAGGAUCUACAGAAGCAGAGAAGGCAGUUUUAUGGGAAAGGCUGUUUGACCGGUGCGAAUUCAUCAAUAGUGCGCGGAUGCGAGCGGAGGCUGGAGUAUAGUCUUACCUGCAGGAUUUUAACCCUACUGUAUGCCUGCCAUGAGAGAUUUGUGGAAGGUAUAGGUUAUGGGAGCAAUAAUAUCUAGAUGCGCGUAC